Molecule: messenger RNA, 1920 nt
Organism: Coniophora puteana RWD-64-598 SS2
Lineage: Eukaryota; Fungi; Basidiomycota; Agaricomycetes; Boletales; Coniophoraceae
Exons: 2
Coding region: 1-1920 (639 amino acids)
Cellular component (GO): RNA polymerase II transcription regulator complex
Molecular function (GO): transcription cis-regulatory region binding; DNA-binding transcription activator activity, RNA polymerase II-specific
Source: RefSeq, a predicted model, not a curated record
AUGCCACUCACCCCUCCUCAAUCUCACCCCGACCCGCUCCCGUCGUCAGGUCCAGCAGACGCCGACUUCUUCAAUCUCUUCAUGGACGAUGAGUUCAGCAAAUCUUUUGCUGGACCCACCGGCGGACCUGCUCCCUCCAUCCCUCCUCCCUCCGAGGCACUCUCGGCGCCCUCGCCAUUCGACUUCAUGUCUGGCCUCAACACCAUGUCCGUCUUCAAUUCCCACGCUUCCAACCCAUCAUCUACCUCGUCCCCCGGGUCCAGUGGCGUCGGCCCCUCCCCGCCGCUCGCCAUCGACCCCCAGCUCGUCGGCACUCCCGCCAGCAUGGACUUCGGCUCCCACAGCGAGGACGAGGACCCGUGUGCACUCGGCGGUGGGCAGGACGAGGAUCUCGACGAUGUAGACGAGGAUGAGGAGGACGAUCAAGACAUUGAGCCAGAGCCGACACCUGCCAAACGCCCCAAGGGUUCCCGCAAGGGCACUGUGGUGUCCGGAGGCGUCGUUAAGAAGUCGGCUUCUUCGCCGCUAGGCGAUAGGCCGACGAAGAAAGAGGCACAGUCACUGCGGAUUCUCGAGCCCGAGGACUGGCGGCCGAGCCCCGAGGAGUACAAGAAGAUGAGCAGCAAGGAGAAGCGUCAGCUGAGGAACAAGAUCAGUGCACGUAAUUUCCGUGUGCGGCGAAAGGAGUAUAUCACGACCCUCGAAGGCGAUAUCGCGGAUCGCGAUCGUGUCAUUGACGCCAUCCGCACCGAGCUAGGCUCGUCCCAAUCAGAAAACACCGCCCUCCGGCAGGAGAUUGACGCUCUCAAGAGAUGCCUCCUCGAUUCUCGUGGGACCGUCCCCGAGCUUCCUCCUCCGGCUCCUCUGCCCGAGAUCUCAGCAGGCAUGGCGCACAAGGAGAAGGAGAAAGAGAAGGAGCGAAGCUCCUCCACCCCGAGCUCGCCGCUCAUCGUGCCCAACACCCGCAAGGACCUCCCCACGUCGCCCCGUCUCGGCGGCCGCGCCUUCUGGGGUGGCCUCAACUCCCUCGGCGGUGGCGCAACCCCCGUGCACACCACCCUUGUCCCUCCUUUCAGCGUCUCGUCGGCCGUCCUGGCCGGCAAGCACUCCCCCUCGCUGCCUUCUUCUGCUCCCAUCGUCAUCAAGGAGAGCGAGAACAUCAACCCGGGGCUCAACCCGCUUUCGCAGCAAAAAGUCAACGUCGUCGAGAAGAAGGGUCUCGCGUCGGGUGCACCACUGGCUGGCGCAGGUGCAGGCGUAGCCAACAACGGCGCGGGCUUCGAUAGCUUCGCGGAGAUGAACCCGUUCACGCUCAAGACGCUCGAUGCGUACCGCAUGCAUCUGUGGGGCAAGAUGGCCGCGCAGGCGCACCACAACCACCAGCUCCAGCAGCAGCAGCAGGGACAGCAGGCCGCAAACGGUGCCUCGGGCGCACCAAGCCCAUUCUCGGGCCACGUGUCCAACAUGCGUCCGCACUUCUUCUCAUCGACACCUUCGUCCGUUCUCUCGGGCAAGGCCGCUGCGUCAGCGUACCCCUCACCCCCCUCGACGCCCAAGCUCGCGCCCUCGGCUGCCACCAUCCCAGGCCAGACGUCGGGGCUCACGCCCAAGGAGGCGCAGAUCGCCGCGCUCGCGGGGCAGACGCUGCUGAGCAAGCUCGGCAGCGCGUUCUGGGAGGCAUUCUCGGGCUCCUCGCCCGCUGGUGUGGGCGCAGCCAAGCCCGCAAGGGACCUCGAUGCGGAGAAGGUGCGCAAGGUGCUCGAGGGACGGGCGGUUGUCAAGGUCGUGGACGUCGAGCCUACGCCAAACAAGCCCGCACCUACACCGAAGACCGCGGUCCCGCAGAAGGAAAAGGAAUGCAGCAGCGCGGCGUUGCUCGAGGAGAGCAUGCGGUGUCUCAGUAUCGGGAAGCGCAACUAG